AUGGAUUUCUCUCAAGCCACCGCGGAUAUCAUCUCUCAACUCACAACCGAGGAAAAAAUUAGUUUACUGGCAGCUGUCGACUGGUGGCGUACACCGACUAUCCGCAGAGAUGCCAGUAUCUUGGUUCCUCACAUCAAGAUGUCUGACGGCCCAAAUGGCGCUCGGGGCGAAAGCUACGUCAGCGGCAUCACUGCGGCGUGCUUUCCAUGCUCGACCAACGUAGGAGCAACGUUUGACUCACACUUUGCGUUCCGUCUGGGCCAGGAGAUUGCGAGAGAGACAAAGACAAAAUCCGCCAAUGUUCUUCUCGCGCCCACCAUGAACAUCAUCAGGUCUCCCCUAGGAGGAAGGAACUACGAGACGUACUCAGAAGAUCCUUACUUGAUCGGCACUUUAGCCUCGGCAUUUGUUCGAGGAUGUCAGACCGAGGGAAUCGCUGCUGCUCCGAAGCACUUUGUUGCCAACGAGUCGGAAAAGAGCAGGACAAAAAUGACGUCCAAUGUAGAUAUGCAGACCCUGCGAGAGAUCUAUAUGCUGCCUUUUCAGCUGGUAAUGCGAGACUCGGAUCCCUGGUGUUUCAUGACUUCGUAUAACCGUCUGAACAGAGAAUAUUGUGCAGACAGUCACUGGUUACUGCAAGAAGUAUUGCGGAAGGAAUGGGGCUUUAGUGGUCUUGUGGUCUCUGACUGGAUGGGAACAUACUCAACCGCCCUGGCUCUAAACUCGGGUAUGGAUCUGGAAAUGCCAGGUCCAACGAGAUGGCGUGGAAACAAGCUUCUACAGGAGAUUGAAGCCGGCAAGAUUACCCUAGAGACCUUGAAUGAGAGUGUGGGUAGAGUCAUAGAUCUUGCCAGGAGGACAGGCCGAUUUGAGGACCCUAUCGAGAAAUCAGAGUUCUCGGAGGAGAAUCCUGAUCGACGUGAGUUCAUCACACAGCUAGCCGCGGAAGGCAUGGUGUUGUUGAAGAAUGAGGACAACGUUUUACCAUUAUCUCCAAACACCACCGUCGCCGUCAUUGGGCAUCAUGCCCUUAGCCCUAGUAUCGGAGGUGGCGGCAGCGCAAAGGUUCUGGCUCAACACGUCAUCUCACCUCUCGAGGGUCUCAAAGCGCAAGGUGUGCAGUGCCGACAUGCGCCUGGAGUGCCUGUGUUUGGAGCUCUCCCUCACGCCGACCCUGGAACCAUCUCGUCAGUGCGGCUCAUUUGGUUCAAUGGCUCCUUGGUAGGAGAGAAUCUUGCUUAUGAGCAGACCAUCGCGGAGGCUGAGUAUAUGAUUAAGGAGGCUUGGCCAAGCUUUCUCGACCAAGAGUACUGCUCUAGCAUGAAUUUCAUACUUCGACCUACUACAAGUGGCAGCCACAUUUUCUCCGUCAUAACCACCGGAAAGGCCGAUGUGUUUAUUGACGGAGAGAACGUAUUCCAUCGCCAACAAGAGCCCGUGCUGGUUCCCGAGUCAUUCUACUUUUAUAAGGCGAAGAUUGAGCGACGGUUUACGUUCAAAAUGGAGGCGGAUCGGGAGUACAAGAUUGAGCUGCGUUCUUGGGCAACCGAUAAAGACAUCCUGUCCCGAAUUGGCGGGACCAUGUUUCAAGGAGCCUCGCUUCGAUUCAUGGAACAUGUAGACAUUACAGGGGCCAUAAGAGAUGCAGCAGAUGUAGCAUCGUCCUCUGAUGUUGCGCUAGUCUUUGUUGGCACAACCAAUGAACUGGAAUCAGAAGGUUAUGAUCGCGAUACAAUGGACCUAACUCUGGAUCAGUACGACUUGAUAAAUGCCGUGGCUGCUCGCAACCCACGCACAGUUGUUAUUAACCUAUCUGGAUCCCCUGUCACCGUCUCUCCUUUUAUCGGCAAGGUUUCAUCGUUUCUCCAGGCAUGGUUCGCUGGCCAGGAGUGUGGAAAUUCCAUUGCGCGGGUCCUCACUGGACGAGUCAACCCCUCAGGCCGUCUCCCAAUGUCCUGGCCACAAAAGAAUGAGGACAACCCCGCAUAUCAUAACUUCCCGUGCGAUGACAAUCUGGAUCUGAACUACGAGGAGCGCCUCAAGGUUGGAUACCGCUUCUAUGAUGACGAGUCAGCUCCAAAGCCCCAGUUCUCCUUUGGAGCUGGUCUCUCCUACACUGCAUUUGAGCUGGCAAGUAACUCAAAGGCAGUAUCGUCGUUCGAAAAGAGUGACGAAUCUGAAGUAUCGGUAUCGGUGGAAUGCGAGGUGAAAAAUACAGGCAGAAGAGAUGGCAAGCAGGUUGUACAGCUGUAUGUCAGUCUGCCUCAGUGCGAUGGUAAUCCCCGUCCAGUCAAGGAACUCAAGGCAUACCAAAAGAUUUCUAUUUCUGCAGGAGAAACAGAAAAGAUUGCAUUUGAACUGGACAGGUAUGCGUUUAGCUACUUUGAAGCUCAAGCGAACAGGUGGAAGGUACCUCAAGGCGAAUUCCUGAUACAUUUAUGCUUCAGCGCAGCCAAAAUACUUCAGACACUUCGUGUUGAAAAUUCAGAAGACCUCUACUGGUCGGGAAUAUAG
Fusarium sp. VM40 is the source of this 2514-nucleotide messenger RNA. The record is from the annotation of a GenBank genome assembly. Lineage: Eukaryota; Fungi; Ascomycota; Sordariomycetes; Hypocreales; Nectriaceae.